This is a messenger RNA of Tyto alba (common barn owl), 2558 nucleotides long. It is a transcript of the gene STOML1, whose product is annotated as stomatin like 1. The coding region runs from base 507 to 1766 and encodes 419 amino acids. The record is from RefSeq and is a predicted model, not a curated record. Gene Ontology annotation, cellular component: plasma membrane. The transcript is spliced from 7 exons. NCBI's taxonomy places the organism in Eukaryota, Metazoa, Chordata, Aves, Strigiformes, Tytonidae.
UGACGGGCGGACCAGGAAGCGCCAGCGGCUCCCUCCUUCCCCGCCACAGCAUCCUCACCGCGGCCUCCGGUCCCCACGGCCACGGGGCCGGUGGCCGGGGACACGCCGGGGUCAUCUCCCAGCUCCCCCGGGGGGUGCCGAGCGGAGGGUGGCUGCGGGGCUGCUGCUUUUCCCGAGGGUCGCCGGCAGGAUGUGAAGCACACCCCCCACCCACACCCCCCCCCCCAGCCUGGGUGAGACCCCAGCAAAGAAACCCCUUGAAGGACUUGAUUUCUUCUCGCAAGCGUCCUCCGUGAUAACAGCCGGGCUUGUCAGCUCUCCUCCGGCGUCUCUCCGGUCGCACGUCAGGGAGGGGAGGUUUGUAGGCAGCCGGGCAGGGACGUUGGAUCGGGUCGGGGACAGGCAGAAGCUACGCUGCUCACAGGGGUGGCUGUGAUGGCAGCGGGGAGCCAGGCUUAGAGGGCUCCGAGCACCCGGAGCAGGGCUCCGUGCAAGGCACCAGCACCAUGUUCAGCCGGUCAGGAUACCAGGCCCUUCCCUUGGGAGACUUUGACCGCUUCCAGCAGUCCAGCAUUGGGCUCUACGGUGCCCAGAAGGGCUUCUUCUCCUUCGGAUCCAAGCAAGACCCUCUGGGGCCGGCUGGGAAUACCACAGACUCCUCCCAGGGUUGGCUGUCCUGGAUCUGUCAUGGGAUUAUCACCUCCUUGGUCUUCUUGCUGAUGGUUGUCACAUUCCCCAUCUCAGGAUGGUUUGCCUUGAAGAUCGUUCCCACCUACGAGCGAAUGAUCAUCUUCCGCCUGGGCCGCAUCCGGGCGCCUCAGGGACCCGGCGUGGUCCUGCUGCUGCCCUUCAUCGAUCACUGGCAGCGAGUGGACCUGAGGACCAGGGCCUUCAACGUGCCCCCCUGCAAGAUGACUUCCAAGGAUGGGGCGAUCAUCUCCAUGGGCGCCGAUGUCCAAUUCCGGGUGUGGGACCCCGUGUUGUCCGUCAUGAUGGUGAAGGACCUCAUCACGGCCACCCGGAUGACGGCGCAGAACGCCAUGACCAAGACCUUGGUGAAGAAGAGUCUCCGUGAGAUCCAGGUGGAGAAGCUGAGGAUUGGGGAGCAGCUGCUGCUGGAGAUUAACGACAAGACCAAGUCCUGGGGCCUGGAGGUGGACCGGGUGGAGCUGAGCAUGGAGGCUGUGCUGCAGCCACCCCGGGAGAACCUGGUGGGCCCUCCGGCCACCGUGCCACCCAUGCCUGGGCUGGAGGGGCUGGAUGGCACCAUUCAGCAGCUGGCUGCCCAUUUCUUCGGCAACACCCUGGCUCUGGUGGGCAGCGGGACCGGUGCUCCAGAGGCAGCAGACAGCGUGGAGACGGUGAACGAGGUGGAGCCUCCCACCGCUUCCCUCCUCGCCGCUGCCGGCAGCGCCCGGAGGAAGCCCAGCGCGGACGAGCUGCUCUCGGCGGUGGAGCUUGUCCUCUCCGAGGCCCUGGUCGGCCAGGUGGGAGCAUCCUACCAGGUCAACAUCGCCCUGCCCAGCGGCACCCGGAGCACCUACUUCAUAGACCUCUCCUCAGGCAGUGGGCGGGCUGGCCGCGGGGUGCCCGAGGGCAGCCCCGAUGUCAUUCUGGAGGUGGCGGAGAAAGACCUGCAGGACCUCUUCUUGGGUGACCUGCGCCCCUUGAGUGCCUACAUGAGUGGGAAGCUGCAGGUGAAGGGCGACCUGCACCUUGCCCUGAAGCUGGAGGAGCUCGUCAAGGCCGUGAAGCAACGUAGAUAGAGCAUGCGUGUGGGUGCGUGUCUGUGUGCAUGCGUCUUUGUAGGUGUGCGAAGGCCGGGGGACGUAUUGGGGUGCUGCGUGGUGGGGGCCUUGCCCUGCUGGAGCUCCUGCUGUCCUCCCUGUGGAGGCUGCAGGAGUUGGGUGAAGACCUCAGCAGGGAAACUGAGGCUGAGCUCCACUGCCUGUCCUUGGCUUUAUCCCCCCAUGCCCAACCUUUGCCUACAACGUUAGGGGAUGGGAAGCAGCUGGCACCCCAACACGUGCCAGUUUGCUUCCAGGUCCCUUGGCCAGCAUGCCACCAGGGCACAGACCAAUGUCCUGGUGCUCCCACAACGGGCUGCAUGGCCGGGCAUCUCAGACUGGAAGGGGCACGAGCUGGGAAAAUUGGAUAGAGAAGAGCUUGGGGACCCUGUGACCAAGGACAGUAGUCGUGGGGUAGGGUGGGCGGUGAAGCGGGGCAUGAGGGAUGGCUGGAGCAGGCUGGGAUGCCACCAGCAGGCUGGAGUUGGGGUCCAGUGUGGCACUGCUAAUGGGAUACUGGCAUUUAUGGGGAAGGAGCAGAGGUGGUGAUUUGAGGAAUGACCUGCCUGGAGGUACCUGAGCCUUCCCGACAGAGGUUUGUAAUAAGUGAUUGCGCUAAUUUGUGCUUCAAAGUGCUUUUGCAUGCGUGCUGUGAGGUCUGUCCGCGGGGCCAUGUGGACUGUAUAGAAGCAUAUAUAGAUAUUUAUUUAUUUUGUAAGCUUCCUUUCUAUCAACUCUUGAUGGACAAUAAACCAAAUCUGCAGCCUUGUG